ACGCUCUCACUGAUGCUUUCACGUCCACUCCGUCAUUAGUCCCCGAGCCGGAGCCUGCGGUGGACGUAGAUGCCAGCCCGGCUGCUGUGCCUGCCGCGCCACCGUCCGAAGGCGACACCGUCCCCCCAGCGUCAGACGCAGAUACUGACCACGACGAAUACGACUCCUACCUCACGAAAUGGCGCGCCGAAUCCGCCGAGCAACGGGAGAAAGCAGAGAAGGAACGCGCCAGAUGGGAGGACAUCCGUGCGGCAGAGAAGCAAGAGGGGUCUUCUAGGCAGGGCCAAAGUGUCGUGAACGACGGCUGGGAGUCAGUAGGACAGCUCGGACAGAGCUCCGUCUCCUCUCCUAGUCCCGCUGAUGUCCGAGACCUGGUCACUGGAGAAGCCCAGGGAACCAACGUGGACUCGAUAAGCACCCCUCCGUCUAUGCCGGACACCGGAGACGAUUCGCAGAAGUGGGAAAACGUGUCGUCCGGGCUCGACUCAUCGUAUCCCUCGCUGUCGUUCCCGGAUACCGCUUCCCCGCCUGUUACGACUCCUCCAAAACCCGUCGAAUCAGCAACGCUGGCAGUGUUCGAUCCUUCGCUCUCGACCCGGACCCGCGUGACGGCCCUUUUCUCCGCUCUGGCCAUCAACCUGCUGCUGCCGUUCGUGAACGGCGUCAUGCUCGGAUUCGGGGAAAUAUUCGCCAAGAACAUCGUUCUGGAAUAUUUCGGCUGGCGGCCUCUCGGACGGCCAGGAUCGACAGCUGCAUCGGCGGGCAUUAGAGCUGGCUUGCGUCGAUCGGACAAGAAAUAAUCCAUCUUCUGACGUAGCUAUUAUUGUACCAUCUUUACUUCUCUCAUACAUCACAGGCGAACAUUCGGAGGCAGACUCCUCAUGGCCUGUCGGACCCCGAGAUCGCCCAGGACAUCUUCCGCUAGAUACCCCGCUGUGAAUCCCUCGUCGAGCAAUGCAUGUAACAUCAUGCUU
Mycena citricolor is the source of this 974-nucleotide messenger RNA. The record is from the annotation of a GenBank genome assembly. Lineage: Eukaryota; Fungi; Basidiomycota; Agaricomycetes; Agaricales; Mycenaceae.